This is a messenger RNA of Calliphora vicina (urban bluebottle blowfly), 4909 nucleotides long. RefSeq names its product transmembrane protein 94-like protein l(2)k05819. Lineage: Eukaryota; Metazoa; Arthropoda; Insecta; Diptera; Calliphoridae. The transcript has 9 exons. Gene Ontology annotation, molecular function: nucleotide binding. The coding region runs from base 89 to 4672 and encodes 1527 amino acids. The record is from RefSeq and is a predicted model, not a curated record.
AAACAUUUAAAUAUUGUAUUAAACGUGUAGAAAAUAGCAAAAAUAAAACAAAUGUCAAAAUAAAUUAAAAAAAUAUUGCCAAAACGCCAUGUAUAGCAACAAAAACAUAGGACGUACUGUUUCGUCUAGUGCAUCAUUUGAAGAGGAUGUGGAUGGCUUCAAUGGCAACAAACAGGAAGGAACAACUAAACAUAAACUAAGAACUGAACAACCAUUUACGAAAACGGCCAAUAAUGGCAAUCAAUAUGGUUUGUCAACAAAAGUGGCUCUGGGGCGGCUACACGAUGAAAUAGAAAAAAUGUUAAAGGGUUAUGAACUGAAGUGGAGAGAAGAAAGCUGUUAUCGUCAGGUGCGUUCUGCUUUCGUAAAACGCUAUGACAGUCCGCUGGGUUGGUCAUCGAUUGCCACCUCAUUGUUUACAACCAUAGCACUACUUAUCUCUUGUUCGUAUCUUGCCGCAUUAUGUUUAGCAGCUAUCUUAUCACUGAAUUUGUAUAUCGUAAUACGCGAAAAUAAUUUAAGACGCACUGAAAUCUAUCGCAAAUGUCGGGCGGCUUUGAAUGACAUACGCUUAGCCGAGUUGGAAUUAUGUAGUGAUUGGCAGCCACAUAAUUAUCCUCAUAUUUGUUGUCCUCUAUCACCGUGCGUUUCAUUGCAGUGGACAUAUCGUGAUGGUAUUAUUGUGAAUUUACCCUGGGCUUUGUUGGUCAAGGGCGAUUAUAUUGUUUUGCGACCGGGUCACAUAACGCCGGGACCUUGUGCGGAGGUAAAUGGCAAAAAAUCAUUUAAUGCCCAUGAAAUAUAUGGUGUGGCGCAAACUGCUGAGCCACCUAUGAAGCCAAUUGCGCGAAGCCCUUUACCAGAUUUGGUAUGUUGUUUGGGAAAUACACCGUAUUUGACGAAUUUAAAAUUAAUAUUGGAAAAUUCACUUAAACGACCGCCUACCAUAUACAAUCAGCAGAGAUAUUUGUUGGUCACCAAAUACAUCCAGCAAUGGGGUUUCAUUUGUGCCCUUAUCGUAACACUUUUCGCUGGAAUUUUACGAUUGCAUGGCUUUGGCCUAUCAACUUCAACAGAUGGUCAUUACGAAUGGAUGGACAUGCUUAUAGUAUCCCCCGCCUCGGCCGUAAUUCCAUUAUUACCCUUAAUAUUUCCUCUCAUGUGGAUUUCCAUGAAUCUUUGGGGCAUCGCACGCCUACAGUGUUUUCUACGUACGCCUCAGAUUGUCUUGGGCAAGGAUUCAGAGAAAUCAUUUGAAGAGGAUCUCGAUACACCGUCGUUUGAUUAUGAAAAUGUUGCUUUGCAUCGUUCCAAGGUGUUUCGUAAUUGGCUACAAAUGUGGCAGGGUAACAGUGAAUUAUUGCCACGUUCGGCAAAUGUGGUGCAAGUUUUGGGUUCUAUAACCGCCUUGUGUUGUGUAGACAAAAAGGGUAUACUGUCGUGGCCAAAUCCUACCGCAGAGAAGGUAUUUUUCCUACACGAUACCGAUGACACUAAUUUUGAAGAGAAAAGUUGUCAAACUUCAAUGAAUUCAGAAAGUGAUAUACCCGAUCAUACAGUACAAAAAGGUAAUGGUAUAGUAGCAGAAGUUUUGGACUUGACUCAUGAUCAACAUUGUCCCUUUCGCUUGGAGUUCGAUGAUCAGGAAUGGAAGAAUCAUAUAAAAUCAUUAAAGCCUUUGGGUCUUGCUAUUCUCUUAAAUACCUGCUCUCCCUUAACUCAUGACCACUAUGCUCAAUUCUGUGGCCAUGUUACUGCUGUUGCUAUGCUGGAUAAGGAUUUGGUGCCUGUUACAAAUCGGUAUGCGAUCGUAGAGUCCAGUAUGAAAAGCUUUUUGCAUGGACGCUGUUUAUGUGAGUUGGCCAAACAGAUUGGUUUUACAGAUCAUGCCACCGAUCGUUUUACGCUGGAGGGUCAGUUGGCCACCUAUCGACAUUUGCAACCCGAUGUGGUGCGUAGAGAUAUACGCUUUGCCCGCCAGCUGCAAUUAUCGUCUAAAGUAAAAGUUCCUUUUCCCCACUCAUUGUCGGUGGUAAUGCGUGAGAAUCCGGGUGGUUAUCUGUCGCUCUUUACCCAGGGCACAGCGGACAUUAUUUUAGAUUGUUGUGAUGAUUUUUGGGAUGGUGAGGAUUUGCGUCCACUGUCGCCUCAAGAUCGUAAGAGAGCUUUGGAUUUCUAUCAGCGCAGUGCCUUGACGGCCUACUGUACCGCCUUUGCAUACCGACCCCUCAGACAUGGCAUAAAUGGUGCCUUAAGCGGCGGACCCAAUAAAAAUGGUGGCAAUAUAGCCUACUUAGAAUUGCCGCCGGAAUCGAAGCUGCGCAUGCAACAUGUGGACAAAAUGCACUGUGACUUUGAGUGUGGCCAUGGCAAAUUGAGUCACAGCAUUAGCACGGAUUCUCUGCUAUUUUCGGAGAGCAAAGAGGACGACAUCACCGAUGUGGAGGGCUGUUUCGAGAUGCAAUGUCAUCAGGUGUUUAUCGGCAUGGUGACAAUGCAGUAUCAGGCUCAGACAGACAUAGUACAGCUUGUGGAACGUCUCGAACGGGCCUGUAUACGUUUUGUCCAUUUCAGCAAAGAGAACGAAUUGCGGUCCCGUGUUUUCUCUGAGAAGAUGGGUCUGGAAUCCGGUUGGAAUUGUCACAUUUCACUGCUAAGUGAAUCGGAUGAGAAGAUGGCCAAUGCGGGCGGUGUACAAUCGCCAAAAACCACUGGUAAACUUGAUUACUCUAACAACGUUAACAAUAUGACUACCACUACUACUACCUCCACCACCACCAAUCCCCCUACCAUAACCUCGACUUCUCAUGCUAAUAAAACCAUAAUCACCGCCAUUAAUUGUACAACUACUACCACUACUACUACUACAACCAGUACCGCUAUUACUACUACUACUUCUACUACCAUUAACAAACGUUCAUCUUCAGUAAUAAAUCAUGAUGUGAUUGAAUUCAUACAACCACCACCACCACCAACGUGUUCCACCACCACCACAACCACUGCCAUUAUAACAACAACAACUUCAGCUACAUCAGACACUCAUGAUAAUGAUAAUUCCAUUGAAAUCCAAAUUUUAGGUAAUGUAGCCACUGAUGAUGAUUCCUCCGAUUUGAAUUAUCUAUUGCCACCACUUACUAAUCUAGAGUCUUCCAAGACACUGAGUUCUUCCGCACCCGGAGCCAUAUCCAACCAUCUGAUGCAGGUGGCCGACAACAACGAAACCUGCUCCAAUGCCAGCCUGGCCGGUUCCCGUGAAUCACUCAACGAAUCCUUAAAGGCCAGUCGCAGACGUCAAUCUCAAGAUUCGGCCUUAGACGAGAAUUGUCGUUCGAUUAGCAUUUUAACGGAGAGCACCGAACAAAGUGCCCCCGUACACUUUGACAUGUCCAAUAGAGCCAAAUUACCCCGCGGCAUUGAGAAUAUAAGGCCCCACUUGGAGAAGGUGGAUAAUGUUCCUUUACAAGUUUCGCUCUUCACCGACUGCUCGGCCGAGGCCACCACGCAAAUGUUGGAAAUAAUGCAAUCGUAUGGCGAGAUAGUAGUCUGUUUGGGUUCUUCAGCUAGUAAUUUGAAUGCUGAAAUAUUUCUGCAGGCCGAUUGCGGCAUAGCCGUAGAGCCCUUAUAUCCUCAAGUAUGUCAGGACAUUGAGGCCUACACCGAGGCCAAUAUAAUCAAUAAUAAGCUGAAAAUAAAGCGCAAAUCAGUUGCUGCACCCAACAACGACAUAACAGAAGAAUUUGCAGCCGAGGAACUGCUGGAAACAGGACAAUAUGGAGCCACUAGUGGCAAUGCUCGUCCUAUGCAAUGUCCCGGCAACACUAUAUCACCCAUUUACCUAAGCCGCAUUCUAAACUCCCUGCCCUGCUCAAUAUCGGUGAAACGUGAAGAUCCUCUCUCUCUGGUGGCCAUAAUAGAGCUGUCGCGUCGUUUUUCUUCCGGUCUCUGGAAUUGCAUACAGUUUUGGGCGUGCUGUGGCGGUGCUCUGUCAUUAAUCAAUAUUUUGAGUGCGUGUUUGUCGCUGAGACCCCUGCUAACGCCCUUAAUGGUUAUUUAUAUCAUGUGCAUACCAGUGCCUUUAAUAUCGCUGGCUUUGGCUCACAUCGAUUUGGAUCCGAAAAUAAUGAAUCGUGCCACGGGCAAAAAACAAACUGAAUAUGACUCUAGGGUGUUUGGUUUCGUUUUGUGGUGUUACGGCUGUAAAUUUCUAACACCCAUUUUGGUAAUGAUUUUAUCAUAUUGUGCAUUUAUGGAUCAUCCUAUAAAGAUAAUGGAUACCGAUAGUGAUGAUAAACAUAUCAAUUUACAGAUCGCACGCAUAUUCUCCACAAUUGGCAUUUUAUUGCAUUUUGUUACAGUUUCUGCAUCUUUUGUCCAUCGAGAUCAUUCUUUGUGGCAAAAGAAUCCCUUCCGUAAUCGCAUUUGGGCAUUUGGUUGUUUCUGUAUAUUAGUUUUUCACUCGUUUUUAUGUACGGCCGAAAUUUUACUUAAUGAUGAAGUUCAUGAUCAGUUGAAUGAUGCCUGGCCAGUAAUUGUUUUUCUAUUUGUGGGCUGUUUAAUAAGUUUGUUGGUGUCUGAAAUUUGUAAAUGGCAAGAAAUAAAGGUUAAUACACGCUAUCAACGACGAGCCCGUUUAGAUUUUGGUACAAAAUUGGGCAUGAAUUCACCUUUUUAGGUAGACAUAUCUAGUAGAUUUGCUACUAUUUAUACUUUCUAUGCAACAAAAGACUUUUUGAUGUUUGCGUUUAAUAGAUUUGGCAAAGAUUUCGCCAAUACAACGUAAAUAUUUUUAACAUUUUUUUUAUAUCUAAAGAAAAAAACCAAUGGCCGGAUACUUUCUGUUUAUAUUCAUUAAUUUAAACUGUGUUCAAAACUGCGUUUCCUGUUUAUUUUUUUUUUUAUUUAAUCAAAC